This is a messenger RNA of Apus apus (common swift), 1689 nucleotides long. RefSeq names its product carboxyl ester lipase (gene CEL). Bases 1 to 1689 code for a protein of 562 amino acids. NCBI's taxonomy places the organism in Eukaryota, Metazoa, Chordata, Aves, Apodiformes, Apodidae. Gene Ontology annotation, cellular component: postsynaptic specialization membrane; cell surface; synapse. The transcript is spliced from 11 exons. Gene Ontology annotation, biological process: chemical synaptic transmission; postsynaptic membrane assembly; presynaptic membrane assembly. The record is from RefSeq and is a predicted model, not a curated record. Gene Ontology annotation, molecular function: neurexin family protein binding; triacylglycerol lipase activity; signaling receptor activity.
AUGGCUCGCUGGCAGAUCCUAUGCUUUGCCUUGUGCUCCUGCCUUGGCACAGCAUGGGCUGCUACGCUGGGUGUGGUGUACACCGAGGGUGGCUUUGUGGAAGGUGAGAAUAAAAAACUGGGACUCUUUGGGGAGUACAUCGACAUCUUCAGAGGGAUCCCCUUUGCUGCCCCUCCAAAGACUCUGGAAGACCCCCAACCUCAUCCUGGCUGGGAGGGAACACUGAAGGCAAAAAAUUUCAAAAAUCGCUGCAUGCAGAUGACUCUCACACAAACUGCUGUCCGUGGGAAGGAGGACUGUCUCUAUCUGAACAUCUGGAUCCCUCAGGGAAGGAGACAGGUCUCUACCAAACUGCCAGUGAUGAUCUAUAUCUACGGUGGUGCCUUCCUAGUAGGAGGGGGCCAGGGAGCCAACUUCCUCAAAAACUACCUGUACGAUGGUGAGGAGAUCGCCACGCGGGGCAACGUGAUCGUGGUGACCAUCAACUACCGUGUGGGGCCCCUGGGCUUCCUGAGCACUGGAGAUGAAAACAUGCCAGGGAACUACGGGCUGAAGGACCAGCACAUGGCUAUUGCCUGGGUGAAGAGGAACAUCAAGGCCUUUGGGGGUGACCCAGAUAACAUCACCAUCUUUGGGGAAUCAGCUGGUGCCACCAGUGUUUCCCUGCAGACACUGAUCCCAAAGAACAAGGGUCUGUUCAAGAGAGCCAUCAGCCAGAGCGGUGUUGGGCUGUGCAGCUGGGCCAUCCAGAGGGACCCGCUGGCCUGGGCUAAAAAGCUUGGAGAAAAAGUGGGCUGCUCCUCAGACAACACCACUGUCCUGGCCAACUGCCUGCGCCAGUCUGACCCCAAAGCCCUGACACUGGCCUACCACCUGCAGCUGAUCCACCUGCCCGCUCCCCUGGUUCACACACUUGCCCUCACUCCUGUCGUCGAUGGAGACUUCCUCCCAGACAUGCCAGAGAACCUCUUUGCCAACGCUGCUGACAUCGACUACAUCGCUGGGGUCAACAACAUGGAUGGACACUUCUUUGCUGGCAUUGAUUUACCUGCUAUCAACCGCCCGUUUGGGAAAGUCUCUCCGGACCAAGUCUAUGAUUUAAUCCAAGGACUCACCGUGGACAGGGGCGAGGCUGGAGCCAAUGCCACAUACAACAUCUACACUCAAGCAUGGGGUGAGAAGCCAGAACAGGAGGUCAUUAAGAAGACAGUGGUGGACCUGAUUACUGACUACAUCUUCCUGGUUCCCACACAGUGGGCACUGAAUCUGCACCUGAAGAAUGCCCGGAAGGCCAAGACAUACAGCUACGUGUUCUCCCAGCCAUCCCGAAUGCCCGUCUACCCAAAAUGGGUAGGGGCAGACCAUGCUGAUGACCUGCAGUAUGUCUUUGGGAAACCCUUUGCCACCCCCCUGGGCUACCUGCCCAAGCACAGGACUGUCUCACGUGCCAUGAUUGCUUACUGGACCAAUUUUGCCAGGACAGGUGAUCCCAACAAAGGGAAUUCCAAGGUGCCCGUUCACUGGCCGCCCUACAGCAAGAAAGGCACUUACUACCUGGAAAUCAACAACAAGAUGAACAAGAACUCGGUGAAGGAGGGUCUGAGAGCCCCCUUCGUGACCUUCUGGAACUCGGUCUAUCAGAAGCUGCCGCAGGUUGCCAACAUCUCCCUGAGCGAGCAGCUCCCUUGA